UGUUUUUAGAUCUGCUCCUGUGCAGACCUGCAGAGUCUGUUCUGAAAGACUCAUGGGUUAGCAAUGAUUCACAGUUGACAGUUAAUUUUCCAUGUCAGAUCUGGACAGUCUGAGGAAAACCACGUAGUGCAGAGAAGCGCUCCGUUUUCCUCACCGGGCUCCCGGCAGGAGAACUUUCCCCGACAGGAGUCGUGCGGCUGCUUCAGCUGACAUGCGGCCGCUACUGUAGCUCUCUCUCUGCUGUACAGUGUGUCUGCAUUGCGUCGAAUCCUCCCCCCCUCCUCUCCCUGUUUUCUCUCGCUCUCUCCGUCCCUGAUUCACUCACUCCUCUUCCCUCUCCUCAUGAAAUUCUGCAAUAUGCUUCCAAAUUAACGGACACGUAUCUGGUCUUCGCAGCGGGAUCCUCUACCUCCUUUUCCCUCCUCUCCUCCUCUGAUUUUUCCAAACGUUUUUUUUUUCUUCAUGCAGCAAAGUCCAGUCGUUCCCAUCAGAAUGCUGCACCGACUGACGCUGAAAACUAACACCAAGAGGAUACGGAUGUUGACCAAGACAACAUAGUCUAUUAAUAUUUCAGAGACACUGUAAAGAGAUAUCUGCUGGUAUUAAAGCCAAAGUUGAGGUGGGCGGCUGGUGAGGACGAUCAGUUCCAUCUGCAAACUCAGGUGUCAGACGAGGCACUGCUGAGGGAACGUUCAGUUCAGAGAUGAUGGCAAUGGUGAGGAUGAUGAUGGUGAUAGGGAGGGAGGCUCUGCGCAUCUCCUGGCAUCUGUAGGAGCGUCUCCACUCCAACCUGCCCCCACCACCUACACACCGCUUCCCCUUCCUGCCCAUCACCCGACAGGAAGGAUGACUGUGGUGUCCACAGAAAACAUGGACGAUACCUCCACCCUGCCGGGUCACCCACAGGACCCCUACCCGCUCGACGACGACCACAAUGACCAUGACUGUUGUGAGCGGGUCGUUAUUAACAUCUCUGGGCUGCGUUUUGAGACCCAGCUGAAGACCCUUGCCCAGUUCCCAGAAACACUGCUAGGGAACCCCAAGAAAAGAAUGCGCUACUUUGACCCCUUAAGAAACGAGUAUUUCUUUGACCGGAACCGUCCCAGCUUUGACGCCAUCUUGUACUAUUACCAGUCCGGAGGACGACUGAGGAGGCCAGUCAACGUCCCUCUGGACAUGUUCUCAGAGGAGAUAAAGUUUUACGAACUCGGUGCAGAAGCUAUGGAGAAAUUUAGGGAGGAUGAGGGAUUUAUCCGGGAAGAAGAGCGGCCUUUGCCAGAAAAGGAGUUCCAGCGGCAGAUUUGGCUCCUCUUUGAGCAUCCGGAGAGCUCUGGGCCAGCCAGGGGGAUUGCCAUCGUCUCAGUUAUGGUCAUUCUUAUUUCAAUUGUCAUAUUUUGCUUGGAGACUUUACCGGAGCUAAAGGAGGACCCUAAUGACCGCAUUCACCAGGUGGGCAACACCACCAUGUAUUACAAGGCAAACGUUCUAACAGACCCUUUCUUUGUGGUGGAGACGCUCUGCAUCAUCUGGUUUUCCUUUGAACUAAUAGUCCGUUUCUUUGCUUGCCCCAGCAAAGCAGCAUUCUUUAAGAACAUGAUGAACACUAUUGAUAUUGUGGCUAUAAUCCCAUACUUUAUCACUCUUGGCACAGAGCUAGCUGAUGACCAAGAGAACAAGGAGGGUAGGGGAGGAGGGGAACAGGCCACUUCUCUAGCCAUUCUCAGGGUGAUUCGUCUUGUGAGGGUAUUCCGGAUAUUCAAACUCUCCCGACACUCCAAAGGGCUCCAGAUUCUGGGGCAAACUCUCAAAGCAAGCAUGAGGGAGCUGGGGUUGCUCAUUUUCUUCCUCUUCAUUGGUGUGAUUUUAUUUUCCAGUGCAGUUUACUUUGCUGAAGCUGAGGAAAAGGAGUCGUUCUUCACCAGCAUCCCAGAUGCUUUUUGGUGGGCUGUGGUGUCGAUGACAACCGUUGGCUAUGGGGACAUGUACCCUGUGACCAUUGGAGGGAAAAUUGUUGGAUCUCUUUGCGCCAUUGCUGGUGUGUUGACCAUUGCACUGCCUGUGCCAGUCAUUGUGUCCAACUUCAACUACUUCUACCACCGGGAGACGGAAGGGGAGGAGCAAGCACAGCUGCUCAACAUCAGCAACCAGAACUUGGCAUCAGAAACCAACUCAAGCCGCCGCACUUCCUCUGUUGUCAGCAAGUCGGAGUACAUGGAGAUAGAUGAGGACUUGAACAACAGCAUUGAUAACUUUAGGGAAGCAAACCUUAGGACUGCCAACUGCACUGCCCCCAGCCAGAACUGUGUUAACAGGGGGAAGCUGCUCACCGACGUGUGAGACAGUACCUGACACACUGCUGUACAUAUUGUAGAAAUCUCUGGAUGCUUUAACUAUAGGUGCAUUUUAAUCUUUUUUUAAACAUUAUUCUUUUAAAAUAGACUUUAAUACAUUCAUGAUGAGGCAAAACUGAGCAGAUCUUGGCAAAAAACUUGUGUUUUAAAUUUGUAUUCAUUCCAAAAAUAUACCAUGGCCUUCACAGGCAAUUUUGCAUAUCAAAUUCAAUUAUGUGUGACCAGGGACAGGAUUCAGAUGUAAGACACCAUCCCGGACAAGUCCCCAAUAAUUUUACCUGGGUCCUAGGGUUAAAAAACUAUAUAUAUAUAUAUAUAUACUUUAGCAAAUUAAUUUUCAGAUUUAAUCUUAAAAAAAGGGGUUACUCCAUCAAUUUAAAAUGUUUGAUUUGUUUGGCUCAAGGGCAGCUUUUAGGUACAUAAGAUUACUGCUAGGUACACCAGACAGUACCCAAUUAAUAAAACUAAUUUAGAUACAUAAAUACAUACUUCUUUUUGUAAGCCUUUAAACUGUGUGACAUUAUUUGUUUAAAAAAAAGGCGUUAGACAACACAUUUCAAAAGUGGCGCUCAAGAGUCCUCUUCCAGAGGUGUGCUUUCUCUCAAUUUUAUUCACACAAAACAAACCCCCAAAAAAGUCAUGACCUGGCUUCUAUGCUGCCAAUUUAUUCCUUAUGCCCUUUUCUAUCUGUGGGCAUUGUACCAGGUACUGACAUUCUAUUUUGUAUUCUACAGAAGCCCCCCCAAGUUUAAUUUUAUAGCUAGGCCUUUUCAUAUCAAUAGCUGUGGGGGGGGUUGGGUUUGGUUUUUUUUUACUGUAUUGGUUGUUUUACUUGAUCUAUACUAACUGAUUAAAUUUAAACCAGAGACUAGAUUUCACAUUUUGGAAAAGACUCAAUAUAACUAAUAUGAUCACUGUCUUAAUAUUCUUCCAUUUAAUUUUUAAUUAUGCUUAAAAAGUUAGUGGGGUGUCAACUGCCAAUUUCAGAUAUCCAACUUUCUUCCUUUUAGAUCAUUUAGAUCAUCUUACAUGUGACAGGUCCUAUUCUUUAUCUUAAUCAAGCCUUUAGUUACUAAACAACCAGAUUUUUCAGGACAGUCAUGAAUUGACAGAUUUAAUAAGAAAUGUAUUAGUCUAUAAUAAUAUGUUAGUCCAACAUAUUAUUUAUUUUUAUCUCCAAAAUCAAUUGAGACUCAGACAAGAGCACUGAGAGUAAAAUGAUUAUGAAUUUUAAUCCUGGACAAGACCCCAAAUAACACAAAUAUUCCUAAUACAACCUAACUACUCUAUUUACAAGUCUAAACUGUAACUUAUUUUCAUUGAAACAAACAGAUGUAUCUUAUAAUUAAAGGGAUUGCACUGCAAUUGUUUUUGUCUCAAGGCUUGUUUCAGGUGUAGGUCCUAUUUUUGUAUGCCAAGCUGCCAUUUUACAACCUAGUUCCAAAAUUUUACGAUAUUCAUAUGAAUAUACAUUCUACAAAAUCAUCCCAUGAAUGGUAAGAGCUAUAUAUAUAUAUAACAUCAAACUUAAUGGGUUACUUAAUAUAUCUGAUCCUGAAAUAAGCUUUAGGAGCAAAGUGGUUCCUUGUUUUGUACUCCAGACCCAAACUA
Messenger RNA from Cyprinodon variegatus (sheepshead minnow), 3962 nucleotides. Its product is annotated as potassium voltage-gated channel subfamily A member 1-like. Gene Ontology annotation, cellular component: neuronal cell body; membrane; synapse. Lineage: Eukaryota; Metazoa; Chordata; Actinopteri; Cyprinodontiformes; Cyprinodontidae. The transcript has 3 exons. Gene Ontology annotation, biological process: potassium ion transmembrane transport; protein homooligomerization. Bases 847 to 2337 code for a protein of 496 amino acids. The record is from RefSeq and is a predicted model, not a curated record. Gene Ontology annotation, molecular function: protein binding; delayed rectifier potassium channel activity.